Messenger RNA from Thrips palmi, 766 nucleotides. RefSeq lists its product as uncharacterized. NCBI's taxonomy places the organism in Eukaryota, Metazoa, Arthropoda, Insecta, Thysanoptera, Thripidae. The record is from RefSeq and is a predicted model, not a curated record. Bases 251 to 742 code for a protein of 163 amino acids. The transcript has 5 exons.
CCCCGCUCCAGCCCGCUCCAGCGUCUCUCUCCCUGAAGCGCGCGCGUCACUCACUCGUCAUGUAUUCACGGUCUCAUCGAAAAACUAUUUGAAGUGAACAACUUACUGGCCAUAGGUGGCCUACUUCGCAAGGCUUGAGAGCACAAAGGAUGGGCAGGCUUUCGAUGAACAGAAGUCAUGAAACUUGGCCUUCGAUAAGGAUACUGAACACCAGUUUAAUGUUAUCACUUGCCGUAGCAGCUACCAAACAAUGAAAUUAUUGUUUCAUGGAAUCAAAUUGGCCCAGAGAACCUACAACUUUCCAUCUUCUUAUUUUGUGGGCUAUAUUAACAACAUGCUUCUGAUGAAGAGAAGUCACGAAACUUGGCCUUCGAUUAGGAUACUGAACACCAGUUCAUUGUUUUCUCUUGCCGCAGCGGCAAUCAAACAUAGAAAUAAUAUUUUCUUGGAUUCAAAAUUUUCCCAGACAACCUACAACAAUCCAUUUUCUUAUUUUAUGGGCUAUUCAAGCAAAAUACUUCCGAUCAAGAGAAGUCAGGAAACUUGGCCUUCGAUAAGGAUACUGAACACCAGUUUACUGUUUUCACUUGCCGCAGCAGCUACCAACUUUCAUGGAAUCAAAUUGGCCCAGACAACCUACAACUUUCCAUCUUAUUUUGUGGUCUAUUUUAGCAAUAUGCUUCCGAUGAAGAGGAGUCAUUUAAAAAUAGAGGGACAAAAUUUAAGUGUUAAAAUUAUUUAGAUGUCAAUAAACCUAAUUUUUUAA